GUCCACCAGGCGGCGCUGUGAGACACGGUGAGUGGGCGCGCAGGAGCUCAGAAGGAGAGCCGCCUCAGUUUGAUUGGAGGAAGUAACACAUCAACAAAGAAAGAUGGCGGAGGUGAUAGAGUUGCAGAAACUGAAGCUUGCUGAGCUGAGGCAGGAGUGUGAGGCCCGAGGUUUGGAAACCAAGGGAAACAAAGGAGAGCUCAUCGCUCGCCUCCAAACGUAUCUGGAUGAACACGAGGAUGAUGUGGACGUGGACGACGUGCUGGCAGAGGAUACUGAGGACUUCAGCAAAGUUGAGGAUGCCAAUAAUAUAAAAGACGAGAAGAUUUCCGAGUCUACUGAGGAAGAACCACCUGCUGAUAAGAAGGUGGUGAAAAUAGCUCCUCCAUCAUCUACCGGUGAAAGACUACAGAAGAGGGCAGAACGGUUCAACAUGCCUGCAACCGCUGAAAGCAAAAAGGCCAUACGUGCAGCAAGGUUCGGUGAAUCCACUGAGAACGCCAAUCCUGCUCCAGCUGCCGUCGCAAACAGUAAAGCUCCUGUGAACGUCGAUCAGCUGAAGAAGAGAGCAGAACGAUUUGGCAUGAAUGUUUCAUCCGUUUCACAAAAGAUUGAAGAGGAUGAAAAGCUGAAAAAGAGAAAGGAGCGAUUCGGCGUCUCAGCGGUUGCCGCUGCAGGUUCCGCCGAAGUUGAGGCAAAGAAAAUGAAGCGUGCCGAAAGAUUUGGGAAAGUGUGAAAAAUGUUUUAGAACACUUUUUGUUUGCUUUUUUUUUUUUUUGUAAAGCAUUUUCAUUACAGAAAAUCUCUGAAGAUGACAUAUGUCACUCAUAGGAUUUCUGUAAAUCAAAAGUAUAAUAAAAUGCAGAUUUGUGAGUUGUAUCAUUAAACGGUUUCCAAAACAAAAUAAAAGCUCAAUUAUUCACUAAG
Molecule: messenger RNA, 927 nt
Organism: Pungitius pungitius (ninespine stickleback)
Lineage: Eukaryota; Metazoa; Chordata; Actinopteri; Perciformes; Gasterosteidae
Gene: sarnp
Product: SAP domain containing ribonucleoprotein
Exons: 11
Coding region: 104-736 (210 amino acids)
Biological process (GO): poly(A)+ mRNA export from nucleus
Cellular component (GO): nucleus
Source: RefSeq, a predicted model, not a curated record